Molecule: messenger RNA, 1491 nt
Organism: Capronia epimyces CBS 606.96
Lineage: Eukaryota; Fungi; Ascomycota; Eurotiomycetes; Chaetothyriales; Herpotrichiellaceae
Exons: 1
Coding region: 1-1491 (496 amino acids)
Biological process (GO): regulation of transcription by RNA polymerase II
Molecular function (GO): DNA-binding transcription activator activity, RNA polymerase II-specific
Source: RefSeq, a predicted model, not a curated record
AUGGAUCAGGGUCACGAUCAGGAUCAGGCCCCAGAACAGCUCUUCCACCACUCUCCGGACCACCGGGUAGUCAUCUGCACGGCCUGUCGGUAUGCCGUCCCUCCAAAUGCAGUGGCCAGGCAUCUCAAGGAAAUCCACCACAUCUACCGAUCAAGACGCCGGCCUUUCACGCAAUUUGUCCAGAAAUUAGACCUGGCCGACCCCGACCAUGUACUCGCCCCACGGGACGAUCAGUUUCCGGUGCCGUAUCUCCCGAUAUAUGAUGGGUUGCAGUGCGGUGUCAACGGCUGUGGGCAUCUGUGUCUGACGGAGAAACGGAUGCGAAGCCACUGGGUUCUGGCAAAGCACAGUGUCGCCGGACACAGUCUACAGUACCGGUGUGUUCCCGUCCAGACCUUUUUCCGGGGCAACAACCUGCGCUAUUUCACAGGCCGGACACAAAGGCUUCAUGGUCAGGAGCAGGAGCAGGAGCGCGUUGUGGCGGUCGAUUGUGACCUGGAAACCAGCCUCCGCAAACAGCAAAGUGACCCACGGGUCAGGCACGCCGUGUUGGCCGAUGUCAACGUCAGCUUGCCCCGGCAUCUACAUUUACAUCUCGAUCUUAGUGCCCGGUCCUUGCUCCAUCACUACCACACGGUGACAUGCCACACAAUCGCCACCGAUGCAGAGACCGCAACCUUGUGGCGGGACACUGUGGUCGAGCUGGCCCACGAAUAUAACUUCCUGAUGUUUGGCAUCCUGGCCCUGGCAUCUCUUCAUUGCGCCUAUCUCAAUCCCGAACAGCAGAAUGCGUACUAUGUCGAGGCCAGUAGAUACCAGGACAAAGCCAUGGGCCUCUUCCGCUUGGCAGUGUCCAGUCCGGACAAGGACAAUUGCCAUGCUGUGUUGGUUUUCACUCAUCUUCUCGUUCUCUACGCUUUCGCCUCCGAGAAACAGGACGACAGCCUCCUUUUGGUUACGGAGACGGAGGGAGAAGGCGAUAUCAUUCCAACGUGGCUACACUUCCUUCGAAGCGGCUGUAGCAUGCUUUGCACAGUCUGGGAGUUCCUUGAGUCCGGCCCCUGCAGCGUUCUUGCUCUUGCUUGGGAGGCGCCCUUCGCUGGAGUCAACAAGUUGGACGAGACCACCGCUCUGAACUCGCUGCUCCAAGCCGCUCUCCCAUCUUCCGAUUGUACUUGGUCGGAGCAUGUGCGUGAACUAUAUCGCGAAGCAGCCGCAGAGCUUGCACUGGCCUGUGCUUGCUCGCAAUCAACGCCUCAUGCCUUCACACCAUGGGAUGCUUUGAGAAUCUGGCCGAUGCGGGUAUCCGAUGGGUUCAUGUCGCUUAUGAAAGAACAGCAUCCGGCUGCUCUGAUCUUACUGGCACACUACUCCCUGCUGUUGAAGAGGAUCGAAUCGGAGUGGUUUUUCAGAGGUCGAGCAACCAGGUUGAUGAGGAGCAUUGUACGGAAGCUGCAUCCACAGUGGCAUCCAUUCAUUCCUUGUGCUUGA